Messenger RNA from Pogona vitticeps (central bearded dragon), 8952 nucleotides. It is a transcript of the gene MTUS2, whose product is annotated as microtubule associated scaffold protein 2. NCBI's taxonomy places the organism in Eukaryota, Metazoa, Chordata, Lepidosauria, Squamata, Agamidae. Gene Ontology annotation, cellular component: nucleus; cytoplasm. Gene Ontology annotation, molecular function: microtubule binding. The record is from RefSeq and is a predicted model, not a curated record.
CGGCGCUGCCCUCCGCCAGGGCGGGAUGUAAGCGCUGCCGGGAGAGAACGGGAGGCGCGGAGGAGCGCGCGAGGGCAGCAGCGGAGGAACCCAGGGAGCGGCGGGUGGGAAGGGGGCUUUUCCCUUUGUCCUGCUUGAGGGAGCGAGGACCGGCCGGGAGGCGGCAGCUCCGCCAGGUUCAAUGGACCAUCUGUCUUUCAGAAGGACCCUAAUGGAUAUCAUCUGCAUUUAUUAAACCCUGUCUCCUUUUCUUCUGAGGGGUUUCUUGGCUUCAUGCUCUAUCCUAAUAAUGACUGAAUUGUCAGAAGGAUUUAACUGACAAGGAACUUGUAUAGUCUUCAAAUGAAUUUUUCUGUCGAUCUUUUUGACUCUCCCAAAGAGAAGCAUGUUUAGUGGCUUAGCAUAGGUAGAGAAGACAGGACUUUCAGCCAAGCUGUGGGAAAAGUGGCCUCUUGAAAUCUGAAAAUGAGUACACCACUGGUUCCCAACAAGUCAUGUUAUCAUUUAUUACAGGGUAACAGAAAUGAGAUGAAAAAUAACAAUGAACACAUGGUGAUGGUAGGGGACCCCAAUGCCAACCAAAUCACACCUGAGGUGAGAACCUCCACAGGGGACAGAAGGACAAAUGACAUGUCUAAGGAGACAAGAUGUUUUAAUAUAGGGGAUCCAGAAAAUACCACACAGCUGGAUUCAGAGAGAAACAGACUUCAGAAUACAACUGGUCUAUCAGAGUUUCGGUUGCCUUCUACCACCACCAGGGAAUUGCAUAAGGAUUAUAAGAGUGAUGGAGUCAAGGACAUUUCGAAGUUGGUUCCUAUUAGCAGAGGACACAGUUUGUCCAAUUUGAGGAUUAGUACAAAUGAUACCUUUUCAGUUGUUCUUUCCAAAAGUGAUGCUGAUCUCAUUCAGCAUGCGUCGAGGGAUAAAACGCCAAGAAGAAUAGAGACAGAAGGCAUCAAACGCCUGUCUUUGGGGAGAUCAAGGAAACUUACAGCUAAAACAGAAGCUUUUGGGAAAGAAUUUGUUGGCCAUGUAUCAGGGAAACGCUUGCUCUCUGCUUCCCUGGAUUCCAUUGACAUCUCACAUCAUUUGGCUGGGGAGCCCGACAAAUGUCGGGAAGCAUCGGCAGACCAUUUUUUAGGCAUGGUGUUCCAUCCAACUGAUAGCGCCUCAGAGGGAAAUGUUGUGCGUUACUCUAAACUUUCAUCUACCUCAGGAAUGAACAAAACAAACGUCAUAGCAACACAAGUGGGUAUGGAGGGUGCACCAAACUUUAACAAACAGAGCACUCCACAUCCUGCUCACGCUGAUCCACGUGUAAACGCUAAAUCCAAUGAGAUUUUGAGAUCAGAAGCACAAUUAGAUCAUCAGGGUGAUAAGAGAGGGAGAAUGGAGUUGAGAAGUCCACAGUCAAAGACCACGGGUCAGCAAAAAAUUGACCAGAUGAUGCCGGUUGAAUUUCUCAGAUGUCAGAAAGAGGAAAGUAAUGGAGUGGGGCAGAAUAAAAAGGAUUGCGGGUCUGAAGUACAUAGAGUAAAAACAGUUCUUUUGCAAGAGUCUUGCAAAGGUGAUGAUCCAUGCUUAAACGAGGGGCUUGACUGUUCCAGUAGCAGGUUGGUAAGUGGUACUAAUAACUUGCUAGGUUUAAGAAGAGGAAGUAAUCAUAGUGACAGCAGGGCAACAAACCAAGUCAUUGAUGAGGGCAUAGUAGAAAAGGAGAUAGAUUCUGGAUUGCCUUUUGCUGAUGACAAACGCAGAGACAGCCUGACACAUUUGAAUAGUAAUGAAAAUAAGCAAAUGGCCCUCAAAGGCCAUGGUGAAACUGCUGCAGAAAUCAAAACUAAUUUGGAGCAUUCAAAAGGGCUUAGUACAGAAGAUGCAUUAAAUGAUCAUUUUGACAUCCAGGACAUUGAUUUAGAGACCACAGGAUUUUCAGCAGAGAGCAAAAAGGCUGUAAUGGUAAAGAAACAUCUUUCAAACGACACGGCAGACAGCUAUAAGAUACCAGGAAGGACUGAUACUUUUUUAUGUGCCCCCACUCCUUUGCGUCCCGUGGUGACCAUGAAUGCUGCACCAUCAAGCAACAGUUUGAAGGAUCUCUGUGCACUUCACGUUGAUAAGCCGCCGUCAUCUGCAGUCCUACCUCCUCUUGAUGGUACACAAUUGCUCAGCCUAUCCCCUAAAGUGCCUAACAAGACUGCCUGUAACAGUGGCAUCCCCAAACCUAUCCUUAUACAUUCCAAGGGCUCCCAUCCUGCCAAGGAAGAUGAAGAAGGCAACUGGACUGAGAAGCCUGAAGACAAGAUGGAGGCAAAACCAGACAUCCCAAAGCCCAAGCAUGUGAGACCUAAAAUCAUCACUUACAUUAGGAGAAACCCCCAGGCGAUAAACCAGAUGGACCAUACAUUUGCCCCACCUGGAUUGCCCUAUGUGGCCCCUGCUUGUGCAAUGCCAGUGGCAACAAUGGAGCAGAAGACUUCAAAUGAUGGAGAAAUUAAACCAGGCAGCGUCCUGUAUGACAAGUUUAAACCCGACUUGCAGAAGUCUCGGAUUUACAGUUCUGGCCUGGUGGUAUCUGGCAUUAAAUCCUCAGGUCAUCAUUUUGGCCAAAUGGGUGACAAAUUUCUCCAGGAGGUUGGGGAAAGGCCAGGGAAAGAAGAAUUUUCUCCUCCACCUUAUACCCACUAUGAGGUCCCUCCAAGCUUUUAUCGCUCUGCAAUGAUCCUGAAGCCUCAGCUAGGACUUGGUGCUGUCUCCAGGUUACCCUCUGCCAAAAGCAGGAUCUUGAUUGCAAGUCAAAGGGCUUCAACCAGCUGCAUCCAUCCACAGGGGCCAAUAGCCACUUCGCCCCCACUUUUCCAUCCUGAUGCUUCAGUUGAUCUUAAAAAAGGCUCCAGUCCAAAUGCUGCAAAAUCAAACCUUCCAAAACCAUGCCAGUCCGGACUCCGCCCACCAGGUUAUUCACGCUUGCCAGCUGCUAAACUGGCUGCCUUUGGGUUUGUCAGGAGCUCAAGUGUCUCUUCAAUCUCGAGCAACCAAUCAAAUGACAGCGUCCAGAGUGAUCAAACCAGGACAGCCAACCGUUCAAACUUUGCAAAUGAAGAGCAAAUCACUCCUAAGGCAGCUGAGCCUUCUAAAGAAGCACCCAAGGGGGCAAAUAGGACUCCACCACAGGCCUCAAAUAUCACACCAGCUUCCCGCAGAAGUUUGCUUCCAGCACCAAAGACUGCUGCAGCACCUGCUGGCACAAAGAAAGAAGUACAGAAGGAUCAAGAGGUGAACAGAACCCCCGUUUCCUCCCCUAAGAGACUGGUUGUAUCAGCUAACAAACUCCAUUCACCAGGGUACCCCAAACAAAGGUCAUCUGUUCCAAGGAAUGGAUUUUCUACAAAGCCAGAUUUGCAGACGAGAGAGGCUGAGCGGCAGUUCAUCCAGCAGAUGAAAGAAAAGUGUGAUGAACAGGCCAGGAAACUCAGCUGCAUACAGGAGGAACUUAAGAGGACCAGCUGUGGUUUUGAUGUCUUCAUUAUUACAACACAGUAUUUCUUUCAGAAGAAUGAAAGCACGCUUGUGAAGGAAAAGGAGCUCUCCGCGGAGCUUGCAAACAUCAAAGAUGAAGUUGCCCUCCAUGCCUCGAGGUAUGAGAAAUUACAAAAAGAGAAGGAAGAGCUGGAAAAGAGGUUUGAGAGUAAGCUGAAGAAGCUUGGUUGGGAGCAACAGGAAGAGCUUCAGGAGCUUGAAGAGCGGCUCCAGUCACAGUGCAAUGCAGAGAUAGAGCGGCUGCAAGAAGAUCACCAGACAGAGCUUGCCAGGAUCAAGACUCGGCAUCAAGAAAAGGUGGAAGACAUGACAACAGCUCAGGAAGCAACCGUGUCUGCAAUGGAAAACAGCCACACAGUUGCCCUUGUCGAACUUCAGGAGGAAUAUGAGCUCAAAGUCCAAGAACUGAAGUCUGCCCAUGAGCUGGAAAAGAAAGAACUUGAGGAAAAUUUUGAGAAGUUGCGUCUGUCACUCCAGGAUCAGGUAGACACUCUCACUUUCCAGAGUCAGUCUCUAAAGGACAAGGCAAAACGGUUUGAAGAGGCAUUGAAGAAAAACACUGAAGAACAAUUAGAGGUUGCACUGGCUCCAUACCAGCAUUUAGAGGAAGACAUGGCUAGCCUUAAACAAGUUUUAGAGAUGAAAAAUCACCUUAUUCAUCAGCAAGAAAAGAGGAUCAUGGAACUGGAAAAGCUGGCUGAAAAGAACUUAAUAUUGGAAGAAAAAAUCCAGGUGCUCCAACAGCAAAACGAAGACCUCAAAGUCAGAAUUGAUCAAAACACUGUGGUGACAAGACAGUUAUCUGAAGAGAAUGCUAACCUCCAAGAAUAUGUUGAAAAAGAAACUAAGGAAAAGAAAAGGCUCAGUAGGACUAAUGAAGAGCUGCUGUGGAAACUUCAGACGGCAGACCCCAUAAGUCCUGUUAAAUUGUCUCCGACAUCUCCGACUCACAUUUAUCGCUCUUCAUCCGGACCUCCUACCCCUGCAAAAGUGAGCAUGGUGCCAAGAUGACCGGCCAGAGCAGCUCUUUAAGAUGAAUUCCGUUCUUCUGACAACAUACCAAUCUACUGAAUGUUGUCACCUAAGAAAUAUUAUCUGCAACAGGAGUAGAUUCCUAGAAAUCCGUUACUAUUAUCAACAUGUUCUGUAGCUGCAUAUGAAUAGGCAGUCUAUCCCUGCACGUUCAGUGCCAAAAGCUCUUAGGAGAGGCACUCUGAUGCCGGAACGUAGCAUAAUACAGUGUGAUCUGAUGCACAGAACCCUUUUCUGGGUAGUACCAAAAGCAAGGGAAGACUUACUACUGCUUAUCAUUCUCUCUGAAUGAACUUUUUUUAGCUGCAGUUUUUCAGGUUAGUUGCAGGUUCAAAUUUUGAAUAGUAUUGUCUGUGUGCGUGUGCGCGUGUGUGCCUAUGUGUGUGUGUGUUAGGUAUGAAUAGUGCUGGCUUCAAUGCGCAUAUUGUGGGGCACAUGAAAGACACACAUACACACUUCUGGAUAUGUAGCGGGAUCUGUUCUAAGUUGCAUUUUUAUAUGAAUUGAUUCUACAAAAAAAAAAGUGCUGAUCUAUUUUCAUGACAGUCAGCCGUUUUGUAACAUGUGCCUAAGAGUUACGUAUACAGAAAUGAAAUACAUUUUCAUUUCUUUUUUUUUGGUCAAAGCUUCCCAGGAAUAUUUCUGCCCAAAUGAGACAAAAGUUACACAAAGCAGAAGCACCUUCCAAAUGACCACUGAGUGGUACAUUUUCUAAAGCAAAACACCAGCGACUUUUGAAUUCUUAAAACAGUUACUGCCUUCAAAAAGAAUUGCUUUUCUAAUCAACAUCUGACAUGAUCACACAUCACGCUAGUCAAUUUUUGAAUCUUGUCACUGUUCAAGUACAGAGUUGACAAGCAGGCUUCAAAAUUUCAAUCUUCUGUUUUUGUUUUUUAAGAAAACUCAAUUUUAGCCCAUUUGUUGCAACUUUUAAGUGAUGUUUGUGAAGCUUUCUGAAUUGAUAAAUGGCAAUAUAUGUGUAGGUUUAAACAGGUAAGACAAAAUCCCCUUCCAAAAGGCACACACCCCUUUUCUUUUAUUUAAUGAUCAUGAAACAGGCUACAAGGGUAAAUUUACAUGUACCAUACUCAGAUUAUUGGUCAAAAUAUACCCUACUUGUUGAUUACUCAUGGUUUCUUUUCUUUUUCACCUACAAGGUUUAGUUUUAUGGGGAGACUUCUCAUGUGCAGAGAGGACCAGUAAUGGCAAACAUUUGGUUUUUUUUUUUACCCAGUCAUGGGUCAUGCUGGCUGGAUUUUCCAGCUAAGAGUCCAAAAGGCAUCUGUUUCCCAUCUCUGCGGAAAGCCCAACAUUACAACCAACUCAAGCCAUGAAGGGCAUCAAUGAAGCAAUGUGUAAUGUGAGCGAGGUACUCUCCACAUCCCUUGACAAUGUUGUCCAAGGUGCUGGGGUUGCAUGUGUUAUCAGCAUGUUCUGUUAUAUUGCCUAGGGUUGUGGGACACAACCCUCAGGGUGGGAAUUUAUUUAAAUGGUCUCUAACAUAGCCACGGUCAAAGGAUAGCAAUCAACCGAAAUUAUCCAGACUCACAGAACAUUUUUGAGGAAUUUCCGUACUGACCAGAUCACUGAAUUUAAUAGCUCUGCCACUUUUUUUAGCCAUCUCAAAACUGCUACCCAGUGUAUAUUUACUUAGCCGCACCACAUAGGGCGCUAGGGCUGCUAGAGUGUAGGCCAGUUUCCUAGAGAGUAGUGUAGCAGUCAGGCCAGUGUUAGACUGCUUGAGAAGAUUCUUAAACCGAAGCUAGGCAAGUAAAGAGGCUUUUAUUGUCUUUGGUGUGAUAGAAGGUGGGUUCCAGCAUGUGUGUCAAGUUUAUUAGACUUAGACUGUGAAAGCAGUGAAUGUAGCGUUGGACAGUUGUGGAGCAGAUGAAAAGAUUAUUUUAAGAUAUUCAUGUGAUGCUUUGGUUCUCAGUUGGUGGCCAGGACUUAAGUCUAAUUUUUUUUCCAAUGCACAUCCACCUCCUGAGUCCCUCCAGUCACAGCAGCUCUUAAGUGCCAAACCACAUGAAGGAGAAGUGGGAGAAUUAAUUGCAGCCCUCAAUGAAAUGUGUGCAAAUACUUUUCUGAGGUCACACAAGUACCCACUCUAGUGUGAGUCUGCUUUAUGUUUCGGUCCGAGACUUGCCUGUGACUUAGGUGCAAAGCACAAGCUGCCAUUCAAAAGACAGACAGCAUUGUUUGUUUGCCACACAUUUGUGGCCCAGUUCCAUGUUGUACAAAAUAACAAGGUUACGGUUUGAGCUUGUUUGUUUUUUUAGGGAAUUUUAUUUUUAAUAGCUGCCUUGCAUGAUACUGUGAUACUGAGUACAUCCUAGUUUAGCUUGUGCCCGUUUGUAACUAUCACAAACAACAGGCAUAGAUUUUGCAUAAGGGCAAGUACAAAGCAAGAGUAGGAUAGUUGUUAGCAAUGACCCACUGGUAUAAUUUUAGCCACUUUCCAUACUGCAGUUGCUAAAGGCACGGCAUACUUGUUUUGUUGUUCUGUUACAAUCCUGUACAGUGUUGGCUCAUGGGAGCAAAAUCACCACAGCGUUGAUCUGAUACAUAUGCAUUAUCUCAUAUUGCUCUAUAAGUGCUGUAGCACUCUCCACUUACGGGUUAAUGAAGCGGACGGGUGGGUGGGUGGGUCAGGGUUGUCCAUUUGUUCAUGCUGCUGCUUUCAUCUGCUUAGCUACUGCCUCCAGAAGCAAUUAUUUACUUCCAGAUAUGAAUAGCUAUGUCAUCAUUUGAUGGUAGGGGACUAUCUACAACAGAAAAUGUGAAUGUGUGGCCUUCUGGAUGUUCUUGGGCUGCAGUGCAGUUCCCACCUUCCUUCACCACUGGCCAUGCUAGCUAGAGCUAAUAGAGGUGGAAGUCCAUCAGCAUCCAGAGGGCUGCAUGUCCUCCAACCUGGACUACCAGGUCUCCAUCUUCUACUGUUCUCUACAUGACAAUAGAAGACUGCUGUAUCCCUUUCUUCCAUUUAUUUUGUAUUAAUUGUGUAUUUUUGCUUCCAAAAUGGCAACGUAAGGCCACUUUCCCUUUUCACAUUGCAUUCCAUUGCUUUGAAUAGCACAUGUAUUCAGCCCUUCAAGUCUGCAAUGGAGGAGGAUUAUGUGACGUUGCACCACAUAAAAAUUACAACAGCCAACCACAGAUGAUAUUCAAAGAUCAAUGAAAUGUAUAGUUUGGUCUUUCUCAAGCAGCGGCGGCACCCUCCCUCCAGUUCCAAUUCUAUGUGACAAAUCAUCACUGAAACUCAGGCAACUUUAUGAAGCUGUUGAUGAUACAGCAAGAGAUCUAGUAUUUAAGGGGGAGAAGGGAGGCAGCAAGCUGAGUGAUCAAGCCCAAGCCUUUCCGCUUCCCACAAGUUGCACUUUCAGCCUUCCUGUGUGUAACUGUCUUCCUUAUACCAGAACUAGAGAAACUAAAUUUCUUGGAUUGCAACUCCCAGAAUCCUGUAGCCAGCUCUGUCACUGGGUACACCAGUUAGAUCUGGCAGGUGUCAUCUGAAAAGAUAAUUUUUCCCAUUUCAUCCAAAAUUAAAUGUUGUGAAAAUAUAAAGAGAGAGACUAUAUCUAAGGAUCACAGCCAUCUGAGAACUCAGGGGAUCGAUGCUGGCAUCCCUGUGGACAUCUGGGUUUUGCCCAAAGCUAGAACAAUAUCACUCUCACUUGAGCAUCUGGCUUGCAAAAGGCCCAGGGCGGAGUAGAGCCGACUGUGUGGUGCCAAGAGGAAUGUGACAUCUGCUUGUGUCCCAAGAGUAAUAAUGCCACCUUCCUUUAAAAAAAAACAUUUUAUUAGUUUUUCAGUCUAUCUACAAAAGUACAAUUCGUGCUUUUAAACAUUGUGUUACAUGGGUUGCUUAUAAUUAUUUGUUUUUUGUGUCAUGGCAUCUUCUUAGUUGUCCCUUCAAAAUCUACACAUUUUUUUAACAAUUAAACCAUUCAUGUGUAUAGUUUAGCAUACACUAUUGGCUACUAUCGUAAUAUUGCUCUUAUAGUAUGCAAUGUACUCAAAGUCUUCUAAUAACAUACCUAAUAAAAGUAAUUCCGGUUCCAAAUUCACAUAAUUUUGAGAUGACUUAACCAACAAACUUCGUAUUUUAUAUCAGUAAUAAUAUUUCCUAUCAUUAUAAAAUAUCAUUAUUACUGAUAUAAUGAUAUACUGAUUUGUUUUUUAUAGCAUAAUAUUGCUCUCAUAGUAUGGAAUGUUCUCAAAGUCCUCUAAUAACAUACCUGAUAAAAGUAAUUCCGGUUCCAAAUUCACAUAAUUUUGAGGUGAUUUAACCCACAAACUUUGUCUUUUAUAUCAGUAAUAACGGAAUAGGUUCCUAACACAUAAUAGAUGUUAUCUAAAGCAUUUCAUACUGAUUUUCUU